Messenger RNA from Myxocyprinus asiaticus (Chinese sucker), 2725 nucleotides. RefSeq names its product hematopoietic progenitor cell antigen CD34-like. Gene Ontology annotation, biological process: cell adhesion. The record is from RefSeq and is a predicted model, not a curated record. Gene Ontology annotation, cellular component: membrane. The transcript has 8 exons. Bases 75 to 1034 code for a protein of 319 amino acids. Lineage: Eukaryota; Metazoa; Chordata; Actinopteri; Cypriniformes; Catostomidae.
CCUAAACCUCUCUCUCUCUCUCUCUCUUUAACACACACACACACAUAGUACACUCACAGCCACAGUCACACCACAUGCUCCAGGACCGUGCAGACAAACACACAUUUAGGAUGGCGACAAAAAGAAUGAGAAAAUGUUACAAAACGUUAAAUGCUGCAUUCAUAUUCUGUCUUCUGGCUGUUUGUUUUCAAGGUGUGAUUUGUAAAGAGGUGGACGUAGAUGCAGAUCAAACCAACCAUGGGGAUGGUGUUCUCCCCAAUCCAACAACAAAGGGGCAAAACAAAGGAGAUCCUCAAGUCCCAGUUUACCCCACCAUCUCACCUGAUUCAGGGACCUCAGAGACACCAGGGGACAGAGAGACCACCCAGCCAACUCAAUUCAUGAAAUAUCCCACCAACCAGCAGAACACACAGACCUCAGAUCAGACCGACUCCAAUACACCUGAAACAAAGGGAAAUGUGGUGUGUGUGGAUAAAAUACCAGUGCGCUUCAAAUAUGAUGUCCUGCUGAAACUAAAGGCCUCCUCCACAUGUGAAGAGACUAAAGCCAGAAUUCAGAGUGUUAUAGAGCAUCUCUGUGGUGAGGACUGCAAACUUGAAAUCUACCAGAAAGACAACACGGAUGAGAUCAAUGUUUAUGGAGACAGCAUUGAAGCUGAUCCUGAAGGAAUGGCGGGGAAGUUCAACAAUGAUAACAUUACAGAUAAGGUUGAAGUAGAGGAGGCAGUGUCUCGCAUGGGCCAGCGCUCUAAAAUGGUCCUGAUCUCUAUGCUGAUAUGUGGUCUACUUCUUGCUGCUUUGCUAAUCUCUGGAUACCUCCUGAAGACUCAUCGGGGACAUUCAAAAGGGCUACGACUGGCUGAGGAGUCCUUCCAAGUGGAUCAAGACAACCAAGGCAACACACUGCUGUCUGUGACCCCCCUCCCUCAACAGGAGCCUGUGGACAAACCCAUCAUCAAUGGAGAGUCCCCUGAAUCUCCCCCUACAAAUGGACACUCUGCAAACCAGACACAGGUGGCUGAUACUCAGAUGUAAGAGGCCUGGAGUUACAAUCAAUCCAAUCAUCAACACACAUCAAGGGUUAUGGCAAAAUCAGGAAACUAGAUUUUCAUUAGGCAUAACUGAGAAUAUGUUGACGAUUCAGUUUCUGUCAGUGGAAUGAUGGAAAGAUAUUGAACAAUGAAGAUGACAAGAGUAAUGAAGAUUCCAUUGGUAAUGUGAAAAGACUGAUUGAUACGUAAUAGGCAGAGAGGUUAAAGAAAAUAUUACGCUCUGAAAUAUUACUUUCUGGCCUAGCUAUCAGGUUAGUAGCCCCUCAGAAUCCACAUCCAUUAACUUACAUCCAGAAACAUCACCAAAGUUUAAAGAUUUAACACUUUACACUUAAAAGUUUUGACCAACAGUGCCAAAAAUAUUUUGAGGCCUUCCAUGUAAAUAGAGAAUGCUGUUUUAUGCUAUUUGGACAUGGAAAAUAGUAGUCUAACCCAGUGGUUCUCAACUGGUUUUGCUUCAAGAACCAGAUUUUACAGUAGACAUCAAGUGGCUACCUAACAGAGUACAGUAUAAUUCUUUAUAGUACAAAAGUAAACUAGAUUUUGUCUUUAAAAUCUAAAUUUGUGAAUUAUUCAUAUUAAAAUGAACUGCAUAGGCCAAACAGCAUGCAAUUAAACAAGACAUAAGCUGAAUUUUGAUUUCUAAAUAUCUCUUGAAUUUUUGCGAGCCACCAGUUAAGAAUCACUGGUCUAACCAAUAUGAUUUGUAUAAUACAAGUCUACAACUGCUGCUUCAUAUUAUGAUCAAGUGUGAUUAUUACACUUUCUUUUUUCAUUUUUUAGGUACUUUAGAAAAUAAUUACUAUUUCAACAACUUUUAAAAUACGUUAAGACUCUUACCAACUAGUAUUUGUAAGAUUCUGAUGGACUUAAUUUGGGAAAGCACUACUUUUUGCUUAUAACCUUGGGGGAUUUUUCUGAUUGUGUCUUUCAAUUUUUUAUUGGUCUAUGACCAUUUUUUUUUUUUUUUUUUCUACUUUCUAACCAGAUUCAUUUCAGUAAUGUUCAGGAUCUUUUUGUUAGAUCAUGAUUUACAUGUAUGCAUUGUCAUGCAUUUAUGACCAUUUUAUGCUAAGCAGCUUGUGCAUUCAAGGUACAAUUUAUCUGUAAAUCAAACCCAGGCCUUGGCAUUUCUAGUGCAAUGCUUUAUCAGUUGAGCUACAGGAACUGGGGUAAUAAGUACAAAAUAAUACUUUUGGUCUAUUUACUUAAUUGGUUGCACAAGAUGCAAAAUUCCUAAAGUGUCAGAUGUCACCCAAUAGUGUGCACUAAUUGAGAACAUGUGCUUUGAAAUAGUAACGACAAUGACCAGUGAAUCACCGCUUAAAACUGUGAUGGUUGAUAAACCAAUAAGGACUGAAAAAAAAAACAAAAAAAAAAAAACAUUAUUCAACAAAUUUAUUUUAGCUUCACAAUUUUUGUAAUUGCCUAUAUUUUUAUACAUAGUAUAUUUUGUUUUAUACCCUUUUCGUUUGGCAUGAAAUAAAACAUUCAGUUACUCAUUAGGGAAAAAAUGAAGAUGAACUUAUGUAGAGAUUUUGUUUUGUGUACUGUAUGUGAAAGUUUAUGUGCAUAAGUGUGUGAUUAUUGUUUUUUCAUCAUUUUUUUUGUUUCAGUUGCUGUAAAGAAGCCAAAUGUCUAAACAUUUAUAGAAUAAAAUACAAUUUUCAUGCA